Molecule: messenger RNA, 1320 nt
Organism: Geodia barretti
Lineage: Eukaryota; Metazoa; Porifera; Demospongiae; Tetractinellida; Geodiidae
Source: the annotation of a GenBank genome assembly
AUGUUGGCAAUGGGGAAAUACAAGUCUGGUGUUGAACCCUAUAUGCGCGAUGGCAUGUCGGAUGAAUUCCGUGAGUCAAUGACUGCGCUGCUUGAUGAUCUGUACGCCCAAUUGCUGAACCACAUCGCUGAGAGUCGAGAAGGCAUCACUGAAGAGAGUGCAUCGGAUUUGAUAAAUCGUGGUCCGUUCACAGCAGAAGAAGCAAAGCAGGAAAAAUUAGUUGACGCUUUGCAAUACUACGACGAAUUAGUGACGGCGCUAAAAGCUGCAUCUGAAGACGAAGAGGUACAGGUCGUCAAGCCGAGUUUUGAACGUAAGCGGACGGUCCCCGAUAUGAAUAGUUUAGCUGGACUUAUGCAGCUGUUCAGUAUGUUGAAUCCACCUCAGCGUGCGCGUGCUGCUGGCGAGAAUCAGAUCGCGCUUAUCUAUGCCAGCGGCCCCAUUUUACCCGAUAUUGAUUCGCCUUUCAUCUUAAUGUCAGCGAUUACGCCGGACGCAUUAAAGAAGGCAUUUCAGAAAGCACGCACCGACGAUUCCGUUCGGGCAGUCGUGCUACGUAUAGACAGUCCUGGCGGUUCUGCACUCGCUUCUGACUUGAUUUGGCGAGAGGUGAUGCUCACACAACGCGAGAAACCGGUUGUGGUUUCGAUGGGGAAUGUUGCUGCCUCUGGUGGUUACUAUAUAGCGAUGGCAGCCGGAACGAUUGUUGCACACCCCAGUACACUGACGGGUUCAAUCGGUGUAUUCGGCGGUAAACUGAAUCUGAAGGGACUUUAUAACAAAGCCGGUUUGACCAAGGAGAUUAUCUCACACGGGCAGAACGCCACCCUCUAUUCGGACUACGGCGGUUUUACACCGACCGAGCGGGAACGCGUCGGAAAGAUGAUGAAAACCGUCUAUGAAGAUUUUGUCAGCAAGGCGGCAGCGGGCAGAGGUAAGUCCUUUGACGACAUUGAUGAGAUCGCACAAGGACGUGUCUGGACAGGUAAACAGGCGAAGGAGAUCGGGCUCGUUGAUGAACUCGGGGGGCUUGAUACUGCGCUGUCUAUUGCCAAGGAACAGGCAGGGUUCGCUGAGGACGACAAAGUUAAUCUUAUCAUUUUACCAAAGCAGCGUCCCCUUUUUGAACAGCUAAUGGAGCAGAUACUUGAAGAUACGGAGGGUUCAAUUCAGCUUCCGCUACAAUUGGCAUCAAGUCAUCCUCUGCUGUCUAUGUUAGGGACGCAGUCGCAGCAUAUCAUUACGUGGCUGAGCCUGUUUGGUUUUGAAGAUGGAACACAAAUCGUGACAAUCUUACCUUAUGAUAUUUUAAUUCGGUGA